AUGCUCAAGGUAGGGACCAACGCGCAAAGCCACUACAUUGACCGCCAGUCACAAGACCUUUGCGCUUACUCGAUACAAGAUUUUGUCUUCCACAUCUAUGCCCACAAAUUAGGCGUCUGCGGCGUCGCCAUCUCCGAUGCCCAGUACCCUUCACUUGCUGCCCACAAACUUCUCGGCAACGUCGUCAACGAGUUUCUCGCAAAGUUCCCCUCUAGCUCAUGGAAGGACCUCACUGCGUCCAGCCCUCGGGCAGAGGUCAAGAAUCAGCUCGCUCAGUACCAGAAGGAGCUCCAGCAACAGCUCGCGCAAUACCAGGAUCCUGCGCAGAUAGAUACAAUCGGACAGAUUCAGAGGGAGCUGGACGACACCAAACAGGUCCUGCACCAAACCAUCGAAAUACGUGUCAUCCUGCGCUGCGCAUGA
This is a messenger RNA of Metarhizium album ARSEF 1941, 423 nucleotides long. Its product is annotated as Longin. The coding region runs from base 1 to 423 and encodes 140 amino acids. Gene Ontology annotation, molecular function: SNAP receptor activity. The transcript has 2 exons. Gene Ontology annotation, biological process: endoplasmic reticulum to Golgi vesicle-mediated transport. NCBI's taxonomy places the organism in Eukaryota, Fungi, Ascomycota, Sordariomycetes, Hypocreales, Clavicipitaceae. The record is from RefSeq and is a predicted model, not a curated record. Gene Ontology annotation, cellular component: Golgi apparatus.